AGCGGGGGCCCAGCAGCUGGGCGGGUCGGGGAGCAGUUCCCUGUCCGACUGGGAGCCACUGGCCCCACCCACAGGCUGCAACUCGAUCCCAGUUGUAGCCGAGCCGGAAGCCGGCCGCUCUGUCCCAAGAUGGCGGCUCCCGGACGCCCCGCGGCCCUCCUGCUCCUGCUGCGCCUCGGCCUGGUGGCGGCCUUUCCCAACGGCCGUGUGACCGAGUCCUGCGGGGACAUGGUGCCCCGGCACGGCCACCCCCCACGCCCCGACCCCAAACACAGCGUGGCGGUGGCCCGGACGACGUUCUCGCCGGGGGACCAGAUCGAAGUGGCUGUGUCGGGGCCGGAGUUCAAGGGCUUCCUCCUCGAGGCCCGGAAUGCCGAGGACCCGAGCGGCGCCCCCGUGGGCUCCUUCACGCUGAUCGACAAAGAGGCGUCCCAGCUGCUGACCUGCGGGGGGAAAGAGGGGUCCGCCGUGAGCCACUCCAAUGCGCACAAGAAGACCGCCGUGAAGGUCCUCUGGGACGCCCCCCACAGCGCCCCGAACCACGUGCAGUUCCUGGCCACCGUGGUGGAGAAGUACAAAAGCUACUGGGUGAGGCUUCCCAGCCCGGUCAUCUCCCAGCCCAAGGCCCCGCCCUUCUCCACGCCCGCGGCGACCCCAGCGCCUUCGCCAGCCUUGCCUGCCGCCUCCGUUCUCUCCGGGCCAUUCAGCGCCGCGGGCUGCGGGAGCAGCAAGUUCUGCGUGCGGAGCCCCUCGGCCUGUGACCCGGCGGCCGAGCACGCCUGCCUCUUCCUGUCCUUCACGCCGGACGGCCGGUCGGUGACGGUGGAGCUGAGCGGCCCCAGCAAAGGCUACCUGUCCUUCGCCUUGUCCCACGACAGGUGGAUGGGCGAUGACGAUGCUUACCUGUGUAUCCAUGACAACCAGGCCGUGAGCAUCCGACCUGCCCAUCUGACUGGGCGGAGCCACCCUGCCCUGGACUCCUGGGACACCCUGGAGGCAGUGGCCUGGCGGCUGGAGGACGGCGGGAUGCAGUGUUCUUUCAGGAGGGACAUCGCCCUUCCCGGGGUUAAGGGCAGGUUUGACCUAAACACCAGCUACUACAUCUUUCUAGCAACUGGAGCGGCUGAGGAUGGUAAAAUUUAUAGACACUCCCAGCAGCCUCUGAUUACAUACGAAAGACAUGACGUGACAGGUGAUCCGCAGGACGUGGGAGCGUCUGGGGCCCAGCCCCUGCUGAGGGCUCACGGGGCCCUGAUGCUCGUGGGCUGGAUGACCACGGUCAGCGUGGGCGUCAUCGUCGCCCGCUUCUUCAAGCCCGUCCUGUCCAGGCCUCUGUUUGGCGAAGCCGCCUGGUUUCAGGUGCACCGGGCGCUCAUGCUCCUCACCUCCGUCCUCACCUGCAUCGCCUUCGUCCUGCCCUUCCUCUACCGGCGAGGCUGGAGCCGCCAUGCAGGUUACCACCCCUACCUCGGCUGUGUGGUGCUGGCGCUGGCGGUUCUGCAGCCGCUGCUGGCGGUCCUGAGGCCAGCUCUGAACGACCCCAGGAGGCAGCUGUUUAACUGGACUCACUGGGGGCUGGGGACCGUGGCCAGGAUCGUGGCAGUGGCCGCGAUGUUCCUGGGGAUGGACCUGCCGGAGCUGGCCCUGCCCGGCCCGUGGAAGACCUACACCAUGCUGGGCUUCGUCGCCUGGCACGUGGGGACCGAGGUCCUGCUGGAGGUGCACUCUUACCGCCUCUCCCGCAAAGUUGAAAUACUGGAUGACACUAGAAUUCAGAUUAUGCAGCCCUUUACCAUGGCUGAGGCAGAAGAAGGCCACGGCUUUAAGAAGGCGGUGCUAGCCGUGUACGUCUGUGGGAACGUGACUUUUCUCGUCAUAUUCUUGUCUGCCGUCAGCCAUCUCUGAGCCGGCUGCGGCCUUGCUGUGCCGGCCAGGCCAGGCGACGGUCCCAUCGAGCCUCGAACACGAGGCCCGUGCCGCCUGCCGGGCGGGGGCAGGACAUCGGAGCCGGAGACCAGGCCAGGCCCACGUGGGGUCCCGGCGGCUGGCCCUCAGGGUCCUGUGGCCUGGGACGCGCCGUCCAGCCUUUGGGUGCAGGUCCGAGUCCUAAAGGGAAGGCCGAGGAGGAGUGACCCUCGAAUGUUUCUCCUUUUUGCACCUUUUUAUUGAAUGUAUGGGGGUGACCCUGGUUAACGAAAUGGCACAGGUUGCAGGUGGGCCGCUCCACCACACACGGUCUGUACACUGUCUGGCAUGUCCACCACCCCAAGCCAGGCCUCCUCCCAUCACCACCGACCCCGUCUACCCUCCCCACCUCCCUGCAGCAUUUCUAUGCUGAGAUGCUUAAGAAUGUGCCGAAACCGGUUUGGCUCAGUGGUAGAGCGUCAGCCUGAGGACUGAAAGGUCCCGGGUUCCAUUCCGGUCAAGGGCGUGUACCUUGGUUGC
Molecule: messenger RNA, 2445 nt
Organism: Pipistrellus kuhlii (Kuhl's pipistrelle)
Lineage: Eukaryota; Metazoa; Chordata; Mammalia; Chiroptera; Vespertilionidae
Gene: FRRS1
Product: ferric chelate reductase 1
Exons: 16
Coding region: 130-1905 (591 amino acids)
Molecular function (GO): oxidoreductase activity, acting on metal ions
Source: RefSeq, a predicted model, not a curated record